Fusarium keratoplasticum is the source of this 777-nucleotide messenger RNA. Its product is annotated as DLH domain-containing protein. The record is from RefSeq and is a predicted model, not a curated record. NCBI's taxonomy places the organism in Eukaryota, Fungi, Ascomycota, Sordariomycetes, Hypocreales, Nectriaceae. The coding region runs from base 1 to 777 and encodes 258 amino acids. Gene Ontology annotation, molecular function: hydrolase activity. The transcript is spliced from 4 exons.
AUGCAUUUCACCCGAGUACUCGUCGGCCUAUAUGGCUUCGCUGCCUUUGCAGCCGCCCAAUGGUCCGGGGAUAUCUUUAAGUCUACUGGAAAACCAACCGGAACCGAGAUCGAAUAUGACGGACUCACUCUGUACAUCAGCAAGCCCAAGGUGCCGUCCAAGGGUGACACGGCUGUGCUGUACCUGAGCGAUGUCUAUGGGCUCCCGCUGUUGGAGAACAAACUGCUCGUCGACAGCUUUGCUCGUGCGGGAUACCUCACCAUCGCACCCGAUAUUCUCAACGGUGACCCAGCAGACCCAAACGUCCCGUUUAAUGCGCAAGAGUACUUGAGCAGGCACAACCCCCAGAAUACUGACCCUAUCAUCGAAAAGACUAUCGGAUUCAUUCAUAAAAAGCUCAAGAUUGACACCAUCGCUGUUACUGGAUACUGCUACGGGGGGAGAUAUGCAUUCCGCUUCCUAGCCGGGGGCAGAGGCGCCAACGUGGGAUUCGCAGCUCACCCUACUCUCCUCCAGAACGACGAAGUUCUGGCCAUUCACGGUCCAGCGAGCCUCGCAGCAGCCGAGUUCGAUAGCUUGCUCAACGCAACCCAGCGAUCCGAGGUUGAGGCCCUUCUUGGCAAGACUCCACAGCCAUUCCAGGUCAACUUGUACUCGGGAACGCAGCAUGGGUUUGGCGUCCGCGCCAACGUUUCUGAUCCAGAGCAAAAGUUUGCCAAGGAGGCAGCCUUUUGGCAGGCUGUGCGGUGGUUCGGAGCUUGGAGUUCCAGCAAUUAG